Molecule: messenger RNA, 549 nt
Organism: Triticum urartu
Lineage: Eukaryota; Viridiplantae; Streptophyta; Magnoliopsida; Poales; Poaceae
Product: protein transport protein Sec61 subunit gamma
Biological process (GO): protein targeting; intracellular protein transport
Cellular component (GO): membrane
Molecular function (GO): transmembrane protein transporter activity
Source: RefSeq, a predicted model, not a curated record
UACUUCCAUCCAGGCAGUUCACGCUUUUUUGCAGAGAAAAGUUUAUAAAAGAAGCCAUCCGCGAAACCCACCCGCACAAAUCCAAACAGCAUUCGCCGUCGGCUUCCACCCUCCCCCUCACGCGCGCGACCUCGUCGUCGUCGUCGGCUCGGAGAUCUCGCCUUCCCGCCGGCAGCAGCCAUGGACGCCGUCGACUCCGUCGUUGACCCCCUCCGCGAGUUCGCCAAGGACAGCGUCCGCCUCGUCAAGCGCUGCCACAAGCCCGACCGCAAGGAGUUCACCAAGGUGGCGGCGCGGACGGCGAUCGGGUUCGUCGUCAUGGGGUUCGUGGGGUUCUUCGUCAAGCUCAUCUUCAUCCCCAUCAACAACAUCAUCGUCGGCUCCGGCUAGGUUGGAGAACUACAUGAUGCGGGGAUAGUGUGAUGCCGGCAGUUGAGCCUGCGGUGUGUCGAAGUAGGCGCCCAAAGUUUGUUCUGAAGUUGUUGUUAAAGACCUGUUUUGUGAGAAAUUGUCACCAGCUUAAUCUUCGUAAUGAGUAUAGAUCUUGAA